GCCAUGAAGCCGCGAUGGGAGCUGGGUGCGCUGCUCACCGUCGCUUGCAUCAGCGUCGCGACGGGAUUCACUACUUAUGAUUCGUCCGGUUGCUUCACUUCGUAUAUCAGUGAUGGGUUUUGCGACUCAUCGAACAACAUUUCCGGCUGCGACUACGACGGCGGGGACUGCUGCUCAUGCGACUGCCUCGACGACACCUACCAGUGCGGUGUUGUCGGCUUCACGUGCAUCGAUCCCACAUCGUCCUGCUACUAUCACCACUACUACGACGACGACUACUACUACUACUACUAUGACGAAGACGACGGCAACUACUUGGAUGACGACUACUCUGUCCCAACCUACUACUUGGAUGACGACGACGGGAGCACCAGUAAGGGCAUUGGGCAUGUGACCGUGCUCUCAGAUGAUGAAUCCGUGCCUUCUUGCAUGUUUCUGCAUCUUCAUGUCAAAUCCACACCAUCUAGGUCCGGGGGUAAAUGA
Messenger RNA from Ectocarpus sp. CCAP 1310/34, 483 nucleotides. Lineage: Eukaryota; Phaeophyceae; Ectocarpales; Ectocarpaceae. The record is from the annotation of a GenBank genome assembly.